AUGGAAGAUGACAAUACUCUGGACCAUUUCCCUCAGCUUUCCCAUUUGCUGGAAAUGUUUAGGAGCACCUACCUUGAAAUACUAAGCUUGUUCCAUGUAUUUGCUUUUAAGGAUCUGGUGAUUUUGAUUUAUCCUCUCGUAAAGUUCAAUCACCAAACACUAAUCAGAAGAUAUUCAAUCAAUGUCCUUGAGUUGUUGCGCAAUGGUAGAUACGCGGGAAACGGGUGGUCUACUUGUGAAACUGCCAAUCCUGACGAAGAUAGGUUGCAUUGCAUGUAUAAAUAUAUGUAUCCGAACUUUUUUUAA
Messenger RNA from Ilex paraguariensis (yerba mate), 306 nucleotides. The record is from the annotation of a GenBank genome assembly. Lineage: Eukaryota; Viridiplantae; Streptophyta; Magnoliopsida; Aquifoliales; Aquifoliaceae.